This is a messenger RNA of Ostertagia ostertagi, 516 nucleotides long. Lineage: Eukaryota; Metazoa; Nematoda; Chromadorea; Rhabditida; Trichostrongylidae. The record is from the annotation of a GenBank genome assembly.
AUGGAUGGUAACCUGCAGAUGACGUACUAUGGUAAAUGGCAUAAUAACGGUAAACCGAAAGACAUUGUAGAAGGCUAUAGUGCUCCAGAAUGUUUCGAAUAUGGAUGGAUUCCAUGCGCAGCCAACGAUCUGUGGUCCCUCGCAGCAAUAGCGUUUGAGUUGCUAAGCGGUCGUGCACUUAUAAACGCUGCCCCACAUGGAGUAACGAGAUGCGAAGAGCUUCCGUUCCCAGACGAUAUAAAAGUUUCAUUUGAAGCAAGGGAUCUGCUGUCACAACUUCUCGCUGAUAUCGAUUCACGCCCAUCUUUGGAAACUGUUCGAGCGCACGCUUUUUUUCGAUCCAUUGACUGGUCACUGUAUGAUAAUCCUCAUUCGAUGCCUUUGAGCAAGGAUUCGGUAGCAUGCUCUUCAGCUGCGGAAUUGAGUCGUAGCCGUGAUUCAUGUGAAAGCGAUUCUGGUCUUCCUCCGUAUGUACCCGAUCUGCUGGACGUGGUCGUGGAUGAGGAGUGUGGAUGA